Molecule: messenger RNA, 3837 nt
Organism: Monoraphidium neglectum
Lineage: Eukaryota; Viridiplantae; Chlorophyta; Chlorophyceae; Sphaeropleales; Selenastraceae
Exons: 4
Coding region: 1-3837 (1278 amino acids)
Source: RefSeq, a predicted model, not a curated record
AUGGUGCAGAAUCAACAGUGCACGUAUUCCAAGGAGACCGGCCAGCUGGUGGGGACGGGCUGGGCCGCCCUGCUGGGCGUCGCAGUGGGCACCACCUUCAUGGGCCCCUGCCCGAAGCCCGCUGCGGCCCCCCAGCCGCCCGGCGGCGCCGCCCCGGACGCCGCCGGCGCGGCGGCGCUGGUGCCGCAGGUGCCGGCCGCGCCCGUCGGGGCGAGGCUGUCCGCAGCGAUCGCGUCGCCGGCGGGCCUCGUCAAAACGAGCGGCGACGCGCCGGCCACGAUCCUGCUCGACGCCGCCGGCACGACCGCAGCGGCACGGCGCCCCGUCGCCUCGUACACGUGGACGAUCUCGUCCGCCUCGGACAGAUCUAUAAUCACCACGAUCUCCGGCCCCAAGGCGUCCCUCGAGCUGCCGCCGGGCGCCUACUCUGCCAGCCUCGUCGUCCGGGACGCACUGGGGUUCAAUUCCACCGCGGAUCGGGCUUUUGUGGUCGGGGACAGGGCAGCGACCGUCGCCGCCAUCGCUUCGCCUAGAGACGUGGAGCCCGCAUCUGCCGCGGGCGCGCCGGACGGCUCCGCGGCGGCGCGCGUGGCGCUGUCCGCGACGGGGUCGGGGGCGGGGCCCGGGCUGUACUUGGUGUCUGUGGCGUGGCUGGUGCAGCGGCUGCCGGGCCUGGAGGUUGUGGCGAGCCCGACAGGGACUAUUGCCUACGUCACGCUCCCCGUGGGCUCUUACAUUGCUUAUGUGAGAGUAUUCGACUCAGAGGGCCGCACAGCCACAGCCAGCAAGCCCUUUACAAUUGGCGUCCCCAGCGCCACCGCCCCCGCCUCGGGCGCGCGCCCCACCCUCGCCGUGAUCAACCGCCCAGCGCCGCUCGAGGCGGCCGUCAGGGCGUCCAAGGGCGGCGCGUCGGCGACGAUAACCUUGGACGCCACGGGGUCGGCGGCGGCGCAGGGGUCUCAGAUCAAGAGUUACACCUGGGGUGUGGUGACGCUGCCAGACCGCGUGCCGGUGGCGAGCACGCAGGGGCAGGUGGCUGAGGUGCAGAUUGCACCUGGAAAGUAUCAGGUCGGCCUGCUGAUUGCAGACACCUCGGGCGCCAUCGCCACCGCCAAGAAGACUUUCACCGUCGAGGCAGCGCCGGCUCCCUCCCCAGCGCCUGCACCCGUCCGGGUGCCACCGGCGGUCACGCAGCCAGCUGUUGCGAGCGGCGAGCGGCCAGCUGGCGGGGGCGGCGGCAACCAAGCGCCGGUGGUGCGGCCCGACCUCUCGUUUGUUGGCUUCUCAGGCGGGGCAGUCAGCAUCGCCGGCUCGACCUCGGACCCUGACGGCGACAGUCUCGAAAUCCGCACCACCAUCAUCGCCGGCACGAAGAGCGGCCCUGCAGCCGCCGCAGCCGCGGCCGCCGCAGCCGCGGGGGGCGGCGCGGACGACGGGGCCGCGUCUCCGCCGGAGGUCGUGGAGGGCUCGGGCGAGAUGGUCUCGCUGGCGGGAAUCCCCGCGGGCGAUUAUACGCUACUGAUCACGGCAAACGACGGCAAAGGCGGCGUCGCCGCCGGCGUCGCAAGCGUCAAGGUCUUCCCCGCUGACCUGAUGGCCGUCGCCGCCGCCGCCGAGGCGUCCGACGCCGGCGCGAACAGCACGCACGCCCCUGCGGGGGCGGCGCCGGUGCGCGGCGGCGCGCACGAGGGGGCGGAGCCGGCCGGCGGGGGUGCGGCGGGGGCCGCUGCAACGCUGGAUCAGCAGCCGCAUCUGGAUGCGCCGCCAGCGCCGGCGCCGGCGCCGGCGUCAUCACCAUCCCCAUCGCCGGCGCCGGCGCCACCGGCUUCAAAGCCGGCUGCGGCCAGCGGUGGGGCGCAUUCAGCGCAGCAGCAGCCGCAGCAGCAGCCGCAGCAGCAGCCGCAGCAGCAGCAGCCGCAGCAGCAGCCGCAGCAGCAGCAGCCACCGCAGCAGCAGCAUCAGGCGCAGCACCCGCCGCAGCAGCAGCCACCGCAGCAGCAGCCACCACAGCAGCAGCCACCGCAGCAGCAACAGCAGCAGCAGCAGCAGCAGCAGCAGCACCUCGCCGCGCCGGCGGUGGCAGCGGCUCCGAUCCCAGGCCAGCGCGCCUUGCGCCUGCCAUCGAUGGCGUUGGGCCAGGGCACAACUCUGCGCGUGGACGCAGCGGCCUCAGGGUUGCUCCCUGUGGCGCCGCACACAAGCAGCCGCAGCAGCGAGGGCAGCGGCGGCGGCGACCCGCAGCCUUGGCAGGCGGCGGCAGAAGGCAGCAAGUGGGAGCUGACAAAUUCGCUCACCGGGCAACGGGUGGCGGAGGCGGCCGGCGCCUCGGCGACCUUCCAGCUUUCAACCCCCGGCGCCUUUCAAUUGCGGCUGGUGGCGCCUGCAAACGCGAGCGCCCCGGCCUCAAAGGGCCCACAGGCCGGCCCAGUGCCGGCCCCGGCCAGCACAAGCGGGUCAUCAAUGCUCAUUGUUGUCCCUCGUUUAGGAUGGGACAGCGCCAGCGGCGCGAGCAGGGGCUUUGUGUCCGGCUCGUGCGCGGCCCCAAGCGGCCGGGAGCUGUCGCGCGUCAUCCUGGACUGCUCGAACCUGACCGUGACGCCGCCCCCGGCCGCGCCCCGAGAUCUGCAGUUCGCAUGGCGGAUCUCCUCGGCGGACGCAGGGACAGCGGUCGCGACGGCGCUCGGGCGCACCCCGAAGACGGGGGCGCUGCCGGUUGGGCUUUACAUGGUGGAGCUUGCCGUCACCGCCGGCGCCGGCCCGCCGGGCGCGAACAACACGCUAUACUUCUGGACCACCCUGCUGGACGUCGCACCGGCGCCGCCGGCGCCCCUGGCGCUCGAGCUCGCCGCGCCGGAGCCCGCCUGCGCCGGCGGCGCGGCGGAGGUGCGCGCGCCGGCGGCGGCGGCGCUGCCGGCCGGGCACAAGGUGGCGCGAUACGAGUGGACCGCCCGCUGGGCCGACGCGCCGCCCGCAGCGGCGGCAGGGAAGCAGCCGGCGGGCGGCGUCGCGGCGGCGGGGGCCGCGGGGGGACGGGUGAUCGUGGGGAGCGGGCCCGCCCUCAAAUGGACCCUCCAGCCUGGCAGGACAGACGUUGAGCUGGCCAUGUCUGUCGUGGAUUCCAAGGGUGCCGAGCAGCCGAGGGUGGUCCUGUCGACCGCGGUCGUCGGCCGCCCCUGCGUGGCCUGCUCCCAGGCGCCGGUGACACUCUUCGCGUCGCCAGCGAAGUGCGCGGCGAUCAAUUCCACCAGCAUCGCCGCGCGGCUGCUGCACAGCGGGCGCGCGCCGAGGGACGGCGUGCAGCUGUCCUUCGCGCCCGGCACGCCGCUCGAGCCCGGCACGCGCGGCAUGACGGUGACCGCGGUCACGCCCGUGUCCAAGGUUACAGCGUCGUGCUCUGCGCCGGCGGUGACUGUCAGGGACUCGACGGCGCCCAUCGUAAAGCCGCGCGCGCCGCGCGGCGUCUGCGCGUCGCCGGUGAGCUGGCGCUCCACUGCGCCGCGGUGGGCGUGCUGGCGGCUCGCCGAGCUGGUCACCGUCACAGACAACUGCGAGGAUGCCGCGCCGAUGGCGUUCAUGGUCAAGUGCGCGAGCGGCGGCGCCGCCGCCGCCGCCCUGCCCGCGGCGGACUGCGCGGCGCUGCCGGACGGCCGCGUGUGCGUGCGCGCCGGCGGCGGCGGCGGCGCGGCGAAGAGUCUGGCGGGCGGGUUCGUCGUAAACGUCAAGGACGGUUACGGCAACGUGGCACACCCGGUGACGGUGGCGGUGACGGUGCACACUCGGGCCACCAGGGGGUGCCACGCGGCCACCCUUGUCGACCUAGGGGGCAACGCCGGCUGA